AGCCGUACCGUGGUGACUUCCGUGCGUCGUUCCUCGGCUCCGGGUGGGGGUUUCGCCGCCCGCACGGUGGGGGGACGCACUCGGCCGCACGCGCGUGACCAUGUGGCCCAGGCAGCUGGCUCGCGCCGGUGCGCCGCUCCUGCGGGGUCCCCUGUCAGGGUCGUGGGCGACCUCGGCCCCCAGUGCUGGCCUCAAGACGCUGCUCCCGGUGCCAACCUUCGAAGAUGUUUCCAUACCUGAGAAGCCUAAACUCAAGUUUGUUGAAAGGGUACCACUUGUGCCGAAAGUGAGGAGAGAACCUAAAAAUCUGAAAGAUAUUCGGGGACCUUCCACGGAAGCCACCGAGUUCACAGAAGGCAAUUUUGGGAUCUUGGCACUGGGUGGUGGUUACCUCCGCUGGGGCCAUUUUGAAAUGAUGCGCCUGACAAUUAACCGCUCUAUGGACCCCAAGAACAUGUUUGCCAUUUGGCGAGUUCCAGCUCCCUUCAAGCCCAUCACCCGCAAGGGUGUAGGGCAGCGCAUGGGGGGCGGCAAAGGUGCCAUUGAUCACUACGUGACACCUGUAAAGGCUGGCCGCUUCAUUGUGGAGAUGGGUGGGCGUUGUGAAUUCAAAGAGGUACAAAGGUUCCUCAACCAGGUUGCCCACAAGCUGCCCUUCGAGGCAAAGGCUGUGAGUCGCCAGAUGCUAGAAAAGAUGCGGAAGGAUCAAGAGGAACGUGAAAGGAACAACCAAAACCCUUGGACCUUUGAGCGCAUUGCCACCGCCAACAUGCUCGGGAUACGGAAAUAUCUGAGCCCAUAUGACCUGACGCAGAAGGGCCAGUACUGGGGCAAGUUCUACAUGCCUGAGCGAGUAUAGUGACUGUGUGAGAAAUAAAUGGACGUGAGUGAUGGAA
This is a messenger RNA of Echinops telfairi (small Madagascar hedgehog), 896 nucleotides long. RefSeq names its product mitochondrial ribosomal protein L16 (gene MRPL16). The record is from RefSeq and is a predicted model, not a curated record. Gene Ontology annotation, cellular component: ribosome; mitochondrial large ribosomal subunit. Gene Ontology annotation, molecular function: structural constituent of ribosome; rRNA binding. NCBI's taxonomy places the organism in Eukaryota, Metazoa, Chordata, Mammalia, Afrosoricida, Tenrecidae. Gene Ontology annotation, biological process: mitochondrial translation. Bases 101 to 859 code for a protein of 252 amino acids. The transcript has 4 exons.